AUGCAAGCUAAUAAGAAAAAGAGUGCAAAUAACCGAGGGAAAGUGCGGUGUCUAAUAAAUGCCGACAUCGUGAUUUAUAAACUAUCGAAAUCGCAAUUAAUUGAGAAGCUCCAGCAGACAGCUUCAGUAGACGGCGAUUUAGUUUUCAAGGAAAACGAUAGUAUAGAUACGUUGCGAAGAGUAUUGGCACGGCACGUACGAGAUCAAGGUAGCGCGAAGAUGACGGCGAACGGUAGAGAGAGUGACAACACAGAGAAGCAUUCCAAAGGGAAGGCAACUCACACAAUGGCAAACGAUAAUAACUCAAAAUUGGAAUUUCACUUGGGCAAGGACGAUUGGGAAACGUAUACCGAACGCUUAAAAUUGUAUUUCUUGGCGAACGACGUGGAAAACGCUAAGAAGGUGCCAGUGUUAUUAACUAAAAUAAGUGCGAAAGCAUAUAAAUUGAUAAGAGAUCUGUGUGCACCAGAUAAGCCUAUAACAAAAACGUAUGAGCAGUUAAUAAAGUUGAUGUCAAACCAUUUAUGCCCGAAACCAUCGGAAGCGAUGGAACGAUGUAAGUUCCACCAAGCGCAACAAGCGGCGACGGAAUCAAUCGCAGAAUUCGCGGCGAGACUAAAAAGAUUGUCAAUAAACUGUGGAUUCAAAGAUGCGGCAACAGCUCUACGAGAUCAACUGGUAUGUGGAAUAAAAGACCAUGCUACAAAGAUACUGUUGUUUCGAGAAGAAGGCUUAACAUACGACAAGGCGUAUAAAAUAGCAACGGCAGCGGAGGAAGCCGAGAGGAAUGCCACGUCCACGGAUAAACUUAAUACAGCUACGGCAGCGCAAACAAAUGUUAAUACAAUUUGCACAGUUGCCAAACCGAAUUGGAAUUACGGGAAGCAGCGAAAUAAUUAUCGUGGUAAACAAGGUCACGGAAAUGCAAAACACGCGAAUGGAAACACAGGCCCAUCGUCACAAAGCUCAACAGGCAGCAGAAAUUGUUACUGCUGUGGGAAGGCGAACCACUGGGCGCGGGACUGUUUCCAUCGCCAUAAAACGUGUACAAGCUGCAAUAAGAAGGGUCAUUUAGCCACGCAGUGCCGAAGGAAGAAGGAAGACGUCCAACAUGUUGACGUAGGAGCAGAGAAGGACAAAGGGACAUACGACUUUCUUAACCUCGAGCUAGGAGGGAACAGCGAGGAAUCAACAUGCGGUACCAUAGAAUCAAGCGGGGACAAGGUCAUAGCGGAACCUAUGUAUGUAAACGUCGCGAUAAACGGAAAAAGCGUAAAUAUGGAGAUCGAUACGGGUACGUACGCGUCGAUAAUAUCGAGGGAAAAUAAAAAUAAAUUACUUCCGACACUAGAGGUGAAAAAGUUAAGUAAAACGUUGAAUGCAUACGAUCAAACACCUUUAAGUCACGAAGGAAUAUUACAGGAUCUUGUCGUGAAGUUAGGCAAAAAAGAAGUUAAAGCAAAUAUGAUAGUAAUGUCGCGAGCGGGGCCGACGCUAAUAGGCAGGCAAUGGUUAAAACUCCUCGGGUUAUGGCCGCUAGCGAUUAAGAGCGAGUUAGUUAGCGAAAGAGUAAUACAUAAGAUGGAUGUAGCGAACGUAAGAAAUGAGUUUGUAAGGCAGCAUCCCACGUUGUUUGGUCCGGGACUCGGAGUAUAUAAUAAAGGUAUGCUGAAAUUAGUAUUAAAAGAAGGUGCGAAGCCGGUAGCAUUGAAAGCACGGAGACUACCAUUCGCGCUAAAUGAAAAAGUCGAAACAGAAAUUAAUAGAUUAGUUAAACUAGGGCAUCUGGAGAAAAUUGAAGUUAGCGAAUGGGCAACUCCUAUAGUGCCGGUAAUAAAAAAUGACGGAUCGGUCAGGAUCUGCGGAAACUUUAAAUUAACAAUAAAUCCAUGGCUGAUUAUAGAUCGCCAUCCUUUGCCGUUAAUAGAUGAGAUUUUCGCCGCGUUAAGAAAUGGAAAAACGUAUUCGCAAAUAGACUUGACACACGCGUAUAUGCAAAUUCCAGUAGAAGAGAGUUCUCGGAACUAUUUGGCGAUAAUAACGCACAAAGGACUAUAUAGAUACACGAAACUGACUGAAGGUAUAGCAUCGGGGCCGGGAGAUUUUCAACGGAAAAUCGAGCAGUGUUUGGCGGGUGUAAGGGGCGCAAUCCCAUAUUUAGAUAAUAUAUUCUGCACCGGGGAAACUGACGAAGAGCAUCUCCAAACAUUAAAGGAAGUAUUUGAUCGUCUGGGAAGUUGUGGGUUUAAAGUAAAUAUUAAGAAAUGCGACUUCUUUAAAGAAAAACUAGACAUUCUCGGAUUCGUAAUCGACAGGAAUGGCUUGCAUAAAUCCAUAACUAAAGUAAAAGCGAUGAGUGAGGCACCGAAGCCGCAAAACCUUAAACAAUUACAGUCUUUUAUAGGGUUAGUUACGUAUUAUGCGAGAUUUCUGCCGGACAGGGCGGAAAUGCUAAAACCGUUAUACGAGUGUGUUAAGGGAAGUAAGUUUGAAUGGACCAAAAGUUGCGAUAAAGCCUUUGAAUGGGUAAAAACUGAACUAACAUCGUCAAAAGUGUUAGCGCAUUAUGAUCCGAAAGAAGAGAUUAUCUUAGCGUGCGACGCCUCGGCGUACGGAUUAUCAGCGAUACUAUCACAUAAAUACGCCGACGGUAUUGAGAAACCGAUAGCUUACGCGUCCAAGGUCAUUUCGGACGGGGAAUUACAUCGAGCACCGAUUGAUAAGGAAGCAAGUGCAAUUAUAUUUGGUUUCAAAAAAUUUUACAAUUAUAUAUACGGGAAACAUAUCGUUUUGAGAACCGAUCACAAGCCCUUAGUAUAUAUUUUCGGCCCGAAGCAGGAAAUUCCAUUAACAGUAGCAAGUAGAUUGCAGAGAUGGGCUUACUUCUUAUCAAGAUUUUCUUACAAGGUAGAAUAUAUCCGAUCAGCACAAAACGGUAAUUGUGAUGCACUAUCGAGGCUUCCGAUAAGCGAUGUAAUGCCAGUGUUCGAGAAUGAAUACACAGCGAUAAAUUAUGUGCAAGAAAAUAUCGAAACACUAAAUGCGGUGGAGAUUGCGAGAGAAACAAAGCGCGAUAAGACGUUAAGUCAGAUUAGUAAAUAUAUAAAUGAUAUGUGGCCGAAAGAACUAAAUGAAAGCGAAGAAAAGUAUUUUACAAAACGAGAUAAAUUAAUAAUAGAAAAGGGUUGUAUAAUGUGGGGAUACAGAGUAGUUAUUCCAGAAAGAAUGAGAGAGAGUGUGUUGCGAGAGUUACACGCGUCUCAUUUCGGGACUGUGAAAAUGAAAAUGUUAGCGAGGUCAUAUAUGUGGUGGCCGAACAUUGACAGAGAUAUAGAAUUAGUAACGGCGGCAUGUUCGGUUUGCGCGCAAGAACGAAAGAAACCUGCGAAUGUACCGUUAACACCUUGGCCGUGGCCGGAUAAAGCCUGCAGUAGGAUUCAUUGCGAUUUUCUAGGUCCGUUUCACGGGCAUAUGUUUAUGCUUAUAAUAGACGCGCAUUCAAAGUGGCCAGAGAUUGUCGACAUGAACAAUUGUACUCAGGUACCGAAGGUGCUGGCGGAAUUUAAGAUGUUAGGUAGAUUUGGACUACCGAGACAUUUAGUUACCGACAACGGGAUCCAAUUCACGAGUGUUGAAUUUAGAGAAUUUAUGAGGAAAAACGGUAUUAAACAAAGUUUUUCAGCACCUCAUCACCCUGCUACGAAUGGGGCGGCGGAAAAUUUUGUUGGAACAUUUAAAAAUAAGGUCGAAAAAAUGGUUAAGAGUGGUAAAACACUUGAGUACGCGAUAAAUCUAUUUUUAUUUGACUACCGGUCAACUGAACAUUGUACGACAGGUAGAACUCCGGCGUGGAUGAUGUAUAAACGAGAGCUAAGGACAAGAUUCGAUUUACUUAAACCGGACGCGACCGACAACAUCGAGAAUAAGCACAUUGCUCAAAUAGCGGCUCGCAAGGGGCAUCGUAACGUCACAUUUCAAAUCGGUGAAGAAGUAAUGGUUGAUGAUUUUAGUGUCCGAAAUAAGAAACGCAGUCGGGGAAAAAUAAUAAAGCAGUUAUCGCCUGUAACUUUUGAGGUCGAAAUUUCUCCUAACUGUACGUGGAAGAGACACGUAGACCAAAUAAUUAAAAUUAGGGGAACCGACGAAUUAAUAGAUGGAACCGAUGCAGGAAGGGCGGCAGCCGAACAACAGAUGUGCGUGCGUCGUUCUGCGAGAUUAAAAGGAAAAGUAAACACGUCGUAA
Messenger RNA from Nylanderia fulva, 4242 nucleotides. The record is from RefSeq and is a predicted model, not a curated record. NCBI's taxonomy places the organism in Eukaryota, Metazoa, Arthropoda, Insecta, Hymenoptera, Formicidae.